Oncorhynchus masou masou (cherry salmon) is the source of this 2760-nucleotide messenger RNA. Its product is annotated as raftlin-like. The transcript has 10 exons. Bases 315 to 2615 code for a protein of 766 amino acids. The record is from RefSeq and is a predicted model, not a curated record. Lineage: Eukaryota; Metazoa; Chordata; Actinopteri; Salmoniformes; Salmonidae.
CCUCACACCGUUAUCACGCGCAUCGGGCUGCCGGAGAGAUACAGUACCGUACAGUUGUCAGAGGGAGGAUUCGGGCUUUCCCGUUACCGGAACAGCAUGACCUUAACGGCUGUUUGUGGCUCGUCAACCGUGGUGAUCACGCAGAGGACGGGAUUGACAGACAGGCGCUCAGAGUGAAGACACUUUCCACAGAAAGUUCGGGUUUGGGUGUCGGUGAACGUGUAAAAACAUGAGCACAUCGCUUACGCAUGCGUCCUGACUUGUCGAGAGACUUCUCUUACGGGUGAUUCCAAACGCCCUCUGCCUGCAGGGUGAUGGGCUGCAGGCUUCCUAAGCUGCGGAGGGAGGGGGAGGAGAGGAGUCCCGGGAAGAUUUUUUCAACCCUCCGACGGCCACAGGUGGAGACCAAGGUGGGCGUGGCCUACACCUACCACUUCCUGGACUUCUUGCUGGGGAAAGAAGAGGUGUCUGUGUCGUCAGUACUGUGUCUGUCGUCAGUGAGAGAGUUACCAGUCCAGGUGAGGGAGCUGUAUGGUCAGGGCUUUGUCCUGGUGGCCGUCCAUCCCUUCGUCCACCCCUGUGGCCCCAGACCCGCACGCGUCCAACGCCAGCUACACAGAGCUGUCCUCAUCAGAGAGACACACAGUUCAGAGAAGACCCAGCUGAUGUGGGCAGGCCGUCGCCUGGAGACAGACGUGUGUGUGGCGGGUCAACAGGCCCCCGACCCGGAUGUCAUCCAGAACUACGUGAAGAAGAUCCAGGAUGCGGCAGAGCAAGGUGUUCUGUUUGUGGGCUUCCUGCAGCAGCCUGGUGGGGGACCCUGUUUCCUGGCGCACAUAGACCCUGAAGACCUGUCCUCCCUGCACUCCAGCCCCUCCCCCAUACACAGACACCCCACCAGUACCACUAUCAGCACUACGGCCAGCCCCUCAGAACCCACUAUACCAGACCUCAUCCCUACAGAGUCUACGGAACCCCAUCAGAACCUCUUAGAACCAGAACACGACCGGAACACAGAACUGAAGACACCAGAAUACAAUUCGGUAGAACUCAGAACAAUUGAACAGAAUCCUACGGAUACCAGUCAGUUGGAGCUGGACUUGUGCUCAACAGAACUGGUAGAGGACACACAGGACUCUACUGAAGUAGAAUCAACAGACAGGGAACACAAUCAGACAGGGAACACAGUCAGAAUACCCUCAAUAGAGGAUCAACCAAACCAUAGUCCAGAUGACGCAGCAUACCCACCAGAGACACUGCAGAGUCCCAGCCCAAUAGAUCCAGCCUGUGACCACCACAACCAUGUCCCAACUGAACUCAGUAGCGACCAGGAUCAAUUACAGUCCUGCAACACAAUAGAGACCACAUGUAUAAAGAGACAACAGAAUGAAAGCCAAGUAGACUUCAUCAGGACUCUACUACCAAACUUCAGCCCCGCAGAGUUAACACAUGGACUUGGUGGUCCAGACGCAGACAGACGGCACCAGGAAGACAGACAGAGUCCAAGCCCUCAGGCACAGAACCAGAGACUGAUACCAAAACAGGACCAUGGCACAGACAACUUGGUCCAGUCACCAGAACUAGACAACGGCAACCGCGGGUCAGAAUCCUGGACUGAGAGGGGGUGCAACCAUGGAAACAGGGGUACGGGGGGUGUCCUGGAUAAGUAUCAGAGAAGCAGCAGAGUCCCGCCCCACAACAACAACAAUCACAUUUGGGUCAAGAGUCCAGACAGAGAUAAGAGGGCUGUGGGGUCUCCACCAGCACAGAGAAGAGGGCAACUGUUUGCCCUGUACAACCACACAGGGGAGCUGUCCAGCUCUCUGAGGUUCUACUCCUUCAGGGUUCCACUGGGGCUGCAGAGAGAGGCGGGGCUAGUGACAGAGGUCGAUGCCAACUGGCUAGAUCACAUGACCCAGCAUUUCAUCAGUGGAGCUCGCCUCAUCGACGGUUUCUUUCACCUUGGAGACGACAAUGGCAGCGGGGUCUCCUCUGUGGACAUUGUGUUCAUCUUUCAGAGCUCCUCAGAAGAAACCCCACCCACUUCAUACGACGCCAUCGUGGUGGAGCAGUGGACCAUUGUCGAUAGUGUAGUGGUAAGGACGGACUACAUUCCUUUGCUCCAGUCUCUGGCUCCCUAUGGCUGGAGACUGAUGUGUGUUCUGCCUACUCCCAUCGUUAAGACCAACAGUGAUGGCAGCUUGUCCACUAAGCAGAUCCUCUUCCUCCAGAGACCUAUCUUGCAACGCAAAAGGAAAGACUUCAAGAAGUUGAACCUCAGGGGUCGGAACAAGGCGAAGAAAAACUCUGCCGGAGAAAUGCUGAAAGAGGAGAGAAAGAACAUGUCCCCAGUGAUGGAGAGAGGGAUGGAUGAACAGAAGAGGAACACGGAAGAGGAGGAGAGCAAAGCGAGAAGAAACUGGGACAACAACAGAAAUGAGAAAGGGAGCACCGUAGAGAGAGGAAGACUCAAGAGAGAAGAGGAGGAGAGAGAGUGUGAGAGAAUCUCAAGAAGACUUCCCGCAGAGUACAGAGGGUGUGACCACAGACUUCAACCAGGAAGUAGAGCGGGAGAAUGGCAAAGUCCCAUUGGCCAGACAGGAGAAGGCUGUUAGGUUUGCGGAUGUCAAUCAGAAGAAUGAUGAAGUGAAGUCAGAGGAAAUCACACAGCAGCUGAGUGAAAGAGCGCUGUUUUCUGGAGUAUGUUAAUUAAGAACUGACAGAUAGAAUCCGUGCACAAUAAAGUGUCAGAGGAGUAGU